Molecule: messenger RNA, 447 nt
Organism: Gossypium arboreum
Lineage: Eukaryota; Viridiplantae; Streptophyta; Magnoliopsida; Malvales; Malvaceae
Exons: 2
Coding region: 1-447 (148 amino acids)
Source: RefSeq, a predicted model, not a curated record
AUGCCGCAGAUAGUGGGCCAAUUCAGUGGAAUGCCUACCGAAGAUCAUCAUCUACAUUUAAGACUAUUUAUGGAGGUGAGUGAUUCUUUCAAGUUAGCUGGAGUACCCAAAGAUGCAUUACGAUUGAAGCUGUUCCCAUAUUCGUUGAGGGACAGAGCUCGAGCCUGGAACAGACCACCAAGUGCUUUACCUAGUGAUACGGAGAAUCUGAGAAAUUUGAGGAAGGAGCAUUGCAAAUCAUUAACAUUGAGGAGUGGAGAGAGAGUAGAGCCUAACACCAUUGAAGCUGAAAAAGAGCAAGCUGAUGCUCAAGAAUCAGAGGAAGAUCAACCGAGCGUUGAAAUUCCAAUUUCACAAGAACCAGAAUCUGCAAAACCAGAUAAGGUAAUUUCAGAACUAGCUAAUUCUGAUCAACUAACAACCCUGUCAGAUGCAGAAUUACCAUAG